Messenger RNA from Sitodiplosis mosellana (orange wheat blossom midge), 3179 nucleotides. RefSeq names its product fl(2)d-associated complex component-like. NCBI's taxonomy places the organism in Eukaryota, Metazoa, Arthropoda, Insecta, Diptera, Cecidomyiidae. Gene Ontology annotation, cellular component: RNA N6-methyladenosine methyltransferase complex. The transcript has 4 exons. The record is from RefSeq and is a predicted model, not a curated record. The coding region runs from base 195 to 2939 and encodes 914 amino acids.
AUAGUUGAUGGCUGUCAUCAAACGUCACAAAUACAGCGACCAAACUACAUAUUAUCUAUUGAGUUUUCAGUCUACUGAACAGUGAAAUCAAUCAUAUAAAUCAGCCGACGAAAUCAAGCAAAAAAAAAGUUAUACAAAUAAAUAAUCUGGGUGCAACAAAUAUGUUUGCACUGUUUUCGUGCAACUAAAGGAAAAUGUCGAAGGCUGUGAAAAGGAAAGUUAGUGUAGAACUUCAAAAACCAUCAUCAAAGAGUCGGCUAAGUGUGUUUGAGCGUUUGGGCACCAAAAAAUCCAAAUCACUUUCGGAAUCGUUAUCGGCGGCGGUGAGUAUAACCACGAAACCAAUCAAGCCGGAUGCCGUUGAAUUGGAAGAUGCUGACCCGGAUAUUUUAGAGAAGAAGCGUGAAGAAAUCAGAAAAGAGCUUCAGUUGCAAAUGAAAAUGGACUCACGGCGUAAACGAAAGCAUGCCGAAUCAAGUUCCAGCUCCUCAUCAUCAUCGGGCAGCGACAGUGAAUCAAGCAGUUCAACAUCAUCAUCUAGUUCAUCCGAUAAUCGGCACAAAGCGCGGAAAUUGAAAAGCAAACGCCGUGAUAGCUCAUCAUCCGACGAAUAUGCAAAGAAAUUGGCGAAAAAGAAGCGUGCAUGCCAGAGCAAAAAGGAGGUGUUAAAAUUGCAUAAAAUUUCGAAGAAGCAUGAAAUUGUUUCCGUGUCACGCAAGGCUAAGAAACGUUCACCGUCUCCCCAGCCGCUAGCCAAGAAACAUCGAACUGACGUUUCGGAUAAGCAUCAUCGUAUUCGCGAAAAAGAAGUCGUGGAACGGAGUGAACUGUUGCAACGCAGUGAAAGGGAGCGAAUGCGAUUGAGAGAGGAACGGAUUCGAAGUCGUAGCCCAAAAAUUGAGCGGACAAGAUCACGUACGCCAAAACGGGAACGAUCGCCUGUGUUGCGUCGAUCGCCAUCUGACAAACGCAACCGUUCGUUAAGCCGACGAAUGAUUGAUAGUGAGCACGAACGAAGAGAAAAAGAACGUGAAAUUGCCAGGGAAAAGGAGCGGCGCGAAGCAUUGCUACGAUGCCAGGAGAGACAGAGAGAACGCGAACGAUUGGCAACAAAAUCGGAUUCCAAGAGUCAACGGCUGCUACCAAGACCAGCCGAAAGGGCAAUGGCACUGGCUGCUGCACAGGAGCGCAACACGGAGAAAGAGGUUGGUUACGGUACCAGUAAUCGUAGUAGUUUCGGCGAACGAUCCGAAUCGUUCGAGCAUCGUCGACACGAUAAAGAUGCAAGAGAACACGAUCGCUCAACGUACGACAAAUAUGACAGCCACAGCCGAAGAGAACCAACAGAAUAUCAGCAUAGUUCGAGCUAUCGCAGAGAGUGGCACGACGAGAGCUCAUCAUCAAAAGACAUUUAUGAACGCUCAACCGAACAUCAAAGCACAACACGCGAUUGGGCAGAUCACAAGCGCAGUGAAAAUGUUCGUGCCGGUGGCGAUUAUUCGGAUCGCAAAGAAUGGAAUGAAAGUACACCGAAAUGGGCGGACACUAGAAAGCCACCCACAGAAAAGUACGAUCGAAGAGCAAAUGAUUAUGCUCCGCAUACAAGCGGAGGUCGCGGUUAUUCCGAACGUUCCGAAUCGUUCGAUCCAAAUUCAACGAGCUCUGUGUCAUCGAAACCCAUCGCUGGCAGCAGCAUCCGAGGACGAUGGAAUAGCAGUUGGCGCGGAAGAGGACGUGGCAGUCAUCAUAGCGACUUUCGCCGGCCCCAUCAUCAUCACACGGAAAUACUAGAAGAACGUGGCGAAAUCUACCGACGACACAUCAAUCCGCAGGGAACAAGUUUGACCACCAAACCAGGAACAGCGACAAAGCCAUCUUCAGAGAAUCAGCCAUUGACACCAACCGAAAAAUCAAUCAGCGAAGAUGGGGCAAAAUCCACAAAUCCUGAUGAAAAUCCAGACGGUGGUGAAGAGAUUGCCGACGACGAUCUAAGCGAGAUUAGUGAUGAGGCCGAUGAUAUUUUGGGUCAACAGGAGGACGCAAAUGCCAAGACACAACCGAAGCCAGUCGAAUCUACUGCCGAAAAGUCGAUAACCGAAGAAUCAAAAGAGAGCACAACACAAUUGGCUAACGAAGAAAAAAAAACUGCUGAAAAAUCGAUUGACCAGAAUGAUUGUGCACAGCAAGUGCGUGAGAAUCUAACACCAGCAAAAUCGCCCGAAGAGGCCACGGAUCGUUCAAAAGACUUGAGUGACGAUAUUGAUUUAGAUUUCGAAGAGAUUUCGGACGGUGAACUGGAGGAAGAGGCGCGUACUAAAGGCCUUGGCGAUGCUUUAGGUGUCGAUUGGGCCAGUUUAGUCGAAGAGUCAAAGGCAAUGAUGCGUGAGAAAUUGACCAAAUCCGAGACAUCUGCCAAACAGCGUUGGCAUCCCGAUCAAAUUUUACUGGAUGUUGGAAUUUCCUACAAAAUGGCUGGCACUGCUUUUGCUCAACAGACACUCAUUGCCGCCCAUGAGAAUGUAAAGCGUGAAUUGAAAAAUGCAGCAACGAUAAAAACCGAACCAGAUGAUGACAAUUCCACCAAUCACAUGGAUGUGGAUAUUAAAGUGGAAAAUGACAUCGACGACAAUGACACAAAAGAAACGAAAGUCAAUGGAAAAUGCGAAGACAGGCCAAUUGAAAAAGAUGAACGCAAAUUGAUUUUGCAUCCUUUGCCAUGUGUUCAAACAUCAGUUCAAAAUUUCGCUGACAAACAGCGUAAGCUGAUUUUCAAAGCAUCUGGCCCGUACAGUCGUGGUCUGUGUACGAAACGAGACAUUGAAAUGCGCAGACAAUUGUGCAACUUGGCAAUUAAUGAAAGCAAUUGUAAGUCGGUUAAUACCAGAACGGGCUACGAGAAUAUUGCAUUGAAGCUGUUUCAAAAGGCAAUGCAAGCCUAAGGUAUGAUGCAAUAGGGGGGACAAGUCCAUCAAAUUACUCAUCAAAAUUAGUUACGAAUUUAAGACGAAUAUGCGUCUUAUAUUAUUCUGAAUUACUCAUAUACGCACACACAUAUAUAAGAAAUAUCGUCACCAUUGGGCUGUCCAUUUGGGCUACAAACGGAAUUGUAGGAAUAUCUGGAUUAAAAAUAAAAUAUAUCAUGUAUCAAGCAUUAAUAAAAUCAACAAACGAUCAAACAA